Messenger RNA from Papaver somniferum (opium poppy), 1911 nucleotides. Its product is annotated as dihydrolipoyllysine-residue acetyltransferase component 4 of pyruvate dehydrogenase complex, chloroplastic-like. The transcript is spliced from 6 exons. The coding region runs from base 189 to 1667 and encodes 492 amino acids. Gene Ontology annotation, biological process: pyruvate decarboxylation to acetyl-CoA. The record is from RefSeq and is a predicted model, not a curated record. Gene Ontology annotation, molecular function: dihydrolipoyllysine-residue acetyltransferase activity. NCBI's taxonomy places the organism in Eukaryota, Viridiplantae, Streptophyta, Magnoliopsida, Ranunculales, Papaveraceae. Gene Ontology annotation, cellular component: chloroplast thylakoid; pyruvate dehydrogenase complex; chloroplast envelope.
AGCUCUAGGAUUGGAUGGGCGAUAACAAAGAAACACUUCCAACUAACUCUAACCUCGUCUUCUCCGUCCCUCUCUCUUUCUCUCACUCUCCGCAAUACGCAUUGUAUCUCUGGUUUACUUCAUUGCAUUUCCUUUCUCUUUAAACAUAAAUCAAAACCAGAAUACGCCUGCAGAAGAAACCUUGAGCAAUGGCGUCGUCACUACUUUCAAGGGUUCCUACAACAGCGACAAACACAAUCUCAUUUUCUUCUUCUCUGAACAACAAUUUACCAUUUCCAUGUCGUCGCUUAUCAUUAUUAACAAUUCCAUUUCCAAAUAAACCAAAUCGAAAGAUCCCAGCAAUUCAAGCGAAAAUCCGAGAGAUCUUUAUGCCAGCAUUGAGUUCAACAAUGACUGAAGGUAAAAUUGUAUCCUGGAUUAAAUCCGAAGGAGAUCUAUUAUCUAAAGGUGAAAGUGUUGUCGUUGUCGAAUCUGAUAAAGCUGAUAUGGAUGUUGAAACAUUUUACGAUGGAAUUCUUGCUGCUAUUGUAGUUGGCGAAGGUGAAGUUGCUCCUGUUGGUGCUGCUAUUGGUUUACUUGCUGAAACUGAAGAUGAUGUUGCUGAAGCUAAAUCUAGAGCUUCAUCGAAAUCAUCUUCUACUCCUUCACCUCCUCCUCCACCUCCUACCUCUGAUGUUCAACCAUCUUCUUCUUCUCCACCAGUAAAACCUACUUCUUCUACCCCACCUACUGUUUCAGAAGGUCCCAAGAAGACUGUCAUGACACCAUACGCAAAGAAGCUUGCUAAGCAACAUAAGGUUAAUGUUGAAUCAAUUGUUGGAACUGGACCAUUUGGUAGAAUUACACCUGCAGAUGUUGAAUCUGCUGCUGGUGUUUCGCCUUCCUCCAAGAGUGUUAGUCAAAUUAGCAAUGUAGCUUCAUCAAUUCCUUCUGCUCCUGUUUCUUCUCCUCCUCCUAAAGCUUCACCAUCUGCUCCUUCUCUUCCUGACAUUCCAGGUUCCACUAUUGUUCCUUUUACUACAAUGCAGUCUGCAGUUUCAAAAAAUAUGGUGGAAAGUCUUUCAGUUCCUACUUUCCGUGUUGGUUAUCCUAUGAAAACUGAUGCCUUAGAUGCUCUUUAUGAAAAGGUGAAGCCUAAGGGAGUAACUAUGACUGCAUUGUUAGCGAAAGCGGCAGCUAUGGCUCUUGCUCAACAUCCUGUUGUGAAUGCUAGCUGCAAAGAUGGGAAAAGUUUUACUUAUAACACCAGUAUAAAUAUUGCUGUGGCAGUUGCGAUUAAUGGUGGGCUCAUAACACCUGUGCUUCAGGAUGCUGAUAAGUUGGACCUUUAUUUGCUAUCUCAAAAAUGGAAAGAACUAGUAGAGAAAGCUCGUUCUAAGCAACUUCAGCCCCACGAAUACAAUUCAGGGACAUUCACACUAUCCAAUUUGGGCAUGUUUGGGGUGGAUAGAUUCGAUGCCAUACUUCCUCCAGGCCAAGGGGCUAUUAUGGCUGUAGGGGCUUCAAAGCCUACAGUUGUGACAGAUGAAGAUGGAUAUUUCAGUGUCAAGAAUCAAAUGCUGGUCAAUGUAACAGCUGAUCACCGGGUUAUUUACGGUGCUGACUUGGCAUCCUUCCUCAAGACAUUUGCAAAAAUUAUAGAGAACCCAGAAAGCCUCACAUUGUAGACAGUGAGUGGCCAAGCUUCGUAUCUGCUACGUGGGUGGAUGGAUGAGAAAGUUAUGAUUGAGAGUUGAACGGUCUGUGGCUUGGAAAACUUGGUUUUACACCACUGCUGUUUUUAGGAACUGUUCUUUAGAAAGUAAGUUUCAUUGUUCACAUUCUUUUUUACAACCUGCAGUUAAAUAGUGAAAUAACAUUUGUUUUACAAAAUUUGCAGCAAAGUAAUAAAGGGUAAAAAUUUCUUGAGAA